Staurois parvus is the source of this 567-nucleotide messenger RNA. Lineage: Eukaryota; Metazoa; Chordata; Amphibia; Anura; Ranidae. The record is from the annotation of a GenBank genome assembly.
AUGUUUGGAUGGAACAAUAUAAGCAACCUGAGAAAGGAACAGAAUUCCACUUUUGGUGAAAUAAUUAUAACCUGCGAAUUUGAAACUGUGAUCAGUAUGGACUAUAUGGUCUACUUCAAUUUCUUUGUCUGGGUACUUCCUCCCCUCAUCCUGAUGCUAAUUAUUUAUUUGGAGGUAUUCAACCUAAUUCAGCGACAGCUUAACAAGAAAGUGUCUUCCAGCUCAAAGGACCCACAAAAGUACUAUGGAAAGGAACUGAAAAUUGCCAAAUCAUUAGCUCUGAUCUUACUGUUAUUUGCUCUGAGCUGGCUACCAUUACACACAAUAAACUGCAUCACGCUGUUCUGCCAGACUUGCAACACACCUAUGAUCAUAACUUACAUUGCUAUCUUUUUGACCCAUGGGAACUCUGCUAUGAACCCUAUUGUCUAUGCCUUCCGUAUUGAAAAGUUCAGAUCUACGUUUUUGUAUAUCUGGAAGAAAUAUUUCUGCUGCAAAAGUGGAAGAGAACUUAACAGAGCAAACACAACGAACAUUGAGAGAUCUUGUUCAAAACAUGUAAUCUAA